Messenger RNA from Choloepus didactylus (southern two-toed sloth), 930 nucleotides. Its product is annotated as olfactory receptor 2M2-like. The record is from RefSeq and is a predicted model, not a curated record. Bases 4 to 930 code for a protein of 308 amino acids. Gene Ontology annotation, cellular component: membrane. Gene Ontology annotation, biological process: G protein-coupled receptor signaling pathway. Gene Ontology annotation, molecular function: olfactory receptor activity; G protein-coupled receptor activity. NCBI's taxonomy places the organism in Eukaryota, Metazoa, Chordata, Mammalia, Pilosa, Megalonychidae. The transcript has a single exon.
AACAUGGGGAGAGGAAAUGAGACUUCUGUAGAUGGUUUUACCCUCCUUGGACUGUUCUCGGGAUUGAGGCAUGUUGGCUUCCUCAUCUGCACGAUUCUCCUCAACUAUGUUGUUGCCAUCACAGGAAACACCACCCUGGUCCUCCUCAUCUCUCUGGAUCCCGGUCUCCACAGCCCCAUGUACCUCCUGCUCAGCCAGCUCUCCCUCAUGGACAUCUCCCUCAUCUCCACCACUGUCCCAAAGAUGCUCACCAACUAUUUCGCAGGGACAUCAGCUAUUUCUUAUAUUGGCUGUGCGACUCAAGUUUAUUUCCAUUCAACUCUUGGAGUCGGCGAAUGCAUUCUGCUCACUCUGAUGGCCUGUGACCGAUAUGUGGCUAUUUGUAACCUUCUGAGAUAUGUGGUCAUUAUGAAUCCUCAGGUGUGCCUGAAGAUGGCCACUGUGUCCUGGUUAGGGGGUGCACUAAAUGCCUUAAUCCAAACAGCAUAUACCAUGAAUUUUCCAAUAUGUGGUUCAAGAGAAGUCCACCAUUUCUUCUGUGAGCUGCAGGCAUUACUCAAGCUGUCAUGUGAGGACACUUCAACUUACUGGAAAGUUGUGUUUAUAUCUGGAAUCAUAUUGAUCCUUACUCCCUUCAGCCUUAUUCUGACCUCCUACAUUUUUAUCUUCCUCACUGUUUUCCGCUUAAAUUCCUCCAAGGCAAGGCAUAAAGCUCUUGCCACCUGCUCUUCCCAUCUGCUGCUGGUGCUUUUCUACUUUGGUCCAACCGUGUUGAUUUACAUGACUCCCAGAUCCUUGCACACCACGGAGCAGGAGCAGGGUCUCUCUGUCUUCUACACCAUCCUCACCCCCAUGCUGAACCCCCUCAUAUACAGCCUAAGGAACAAGGAGGUAAGAGAGGCUCUGAGGAAAGUUCUGAGAAAAGUCUGA